Paramacrobiotus metropolitanus is the source of this 893-nucleotide messenger RNA. RefSeq names its product putative aldehyde dehydrogenase family 7 member A1 homolog. NCBI's taxonomy places the organism in Eukaryota, Metazoa, Tardigrada, Eutardigrada, Parachela, Macrobiotidae. The transcript has 2 exons. The record is from RefSeq and is a predicted model, not a curated record. The coding region runs from base 43 to 405 and encodes 120 amino acids.
GCCGCUCCACGCGGGAAAAGAAUGUAAACAAUGUGUGUUUGAAUGUACUGUAUAUGUGUAAUAUACUGCGUACCAUCUUAUACAGUAUACAUGUACACUGUUGAAAUGACUCGUAUGCUGGAGUUGGGAACUAUAGUAAUAAAGUCCAACAGGGAAUUACAGCUGGAAGGUAUAGCUCCCAACUCCAAUUUAUUACUAGCCAACACCGUGCAGGCCCGCUUCGGCCGCCUGUUGCAGGAGCAGAACGGGAAUCACGCCGUGGUUGUCGCCGAGGAUGCCGAUCUGAACAAGGCGGCCGGCGUCGCUUUAUACAAGCAGACCAUCGCCGACGCCCAGUUGGCCGGCUUCCGCGUCCUCGUGGGCGGGGAACCCAUCAGCCACGCCUCCGGUGGCAACUUCGGCUAACCGACCAUCAUCCCCAACCUCUCGCACAACGCCCCCGUCCUCCUCAAGGAGACCUUCGCCCCAUUUCUUACGCCCUGAAAUACCGGACUUCGAAGGAGGCCAUCGCCUGGAAUAACGAGGUUGACCAGGGAUUGUCGUCCAGCAUUUUCACGCAGAAUACCGGGACGAUGCACGCGUGACUGGGCGUCGGCGAAUCGGACUGCGUGAUCGUCAACGUCAAUAGCAGCACGUCCGGAGCAAAGAUGGACGAGCCGUCGGGGCGAAUAAGCACACCGGCGGGGGGACGGGAGAGCGGGAGUGAUCCGUGGAAGCAGUAUAUGCGCCGCCGAAGGCGUACGAAUAAUUACAGCAGGGAGCUGCCCCUCGCGCAGGGACUGAGUUUGAUUUUUUAGAGUGUUCUUCAUGCCGGUCGCUUGAUUGUGGUGUUUGUUUGCGGUGUGUUGUACUCGUAGUAUAGUGGCUUAGAAAAAAACGCUGCUCGGAGACGA